GGAAAUACGUAAUUAACCAGGAAGUUACUGUCUGAGAAAGAAUGGCGGCGCGCAGUGUUAUGCAGUCCGCAAGGACAGUGCUGAGGUUUGUUCAAAGCGAUCUCAGCAACAAGGGUUUAUUUCAGAGGAUACCAGGUUUCUCACAGUUCUCUUUUUUGGGCAGUGUUCCGUGUCGCGGACUUAGACAUGUGGUGGAGAAGAAGGAGGGCAAAACAACAGUUAUAGAGGGUGUUCUAGAGCCUACAUCUGAGAGACCACAGCCUCCCAAUCCCACAGCAGCCUGUCCCAUCUACAGGUGGAACCUACAGAACAAGUACAACUACACCGAUGUGCUGUUACUCAGUCAGUUCAUUCGCUCAGAUGGCGGGAUGCUCCCCCGGCGCAUUACAGGCCUCUGUGCUCAGGAACAUAACAAGAUAGCAAUUUGUGUACAGAUGGCCCAUCGUGCAGGUCUCCUACCAGAUCAUAGACCCCCCUUACCUGAAGGCUAUGUUCCAAAACCUAAACCCAAUCCACCUCUCAACCGGUAUCUGACACGUUACUCUGUGACGUCUGUGAAGCCCAUCUUAAAGACAGGGCUGAAGUGGUGUAAGAAGAGAAUGAGUGUGGGACAUCCUGCCCUGAAAAACAAUGUCACAUACAGCCCCAAACCACUGUACACAAAGCACUGAUAGACAGAGUUGUUUACCCAAUCAAAACAGUGACUUUCUAUAUGGGAUAGAGGAUCUAUGGCAAAGAAUUUGCACAUUUUCGUGUUGUUUAUUGCCUCAGCCACAAAGAGACUGUUAAGUGAUGAACCGGAGUGCACCGAAACAUCAAGAUCUUUGUUCAUCCCUCUGAUCUGGGUUACCUUUCCUCUGUGUGAUUUGGAGAAAUGUUAACAUUCUAGUUUUGCAAAGGCAGAUAUGCAAAUAAAAUGGUGGUGUUUACCUCA
Molecule: messenger RNA, 934 nt
Organism: Ctenopharyngodon idella (grass carp)
Lineage: Eukaryota; Metazoa; Chordata; Actinopteri; Cypriniformes; Xenocyprididae
Gene: mrps18a
Product: mitochondrial ribosomal protein S18A
Exons: 6
Coding region: 42-671 (209 amino acids)
Biological process (GO): mitochondrial translation
Cellular component (GO): ribosome; mitochondrial small ribosomal subunit
Molecular function (GO): small ribosomal subunit rRNA binding; structural constituent of ribosome
Source: RefSeq, a predicted model, not a curated record